Molecule: messenger RNA, 929 nt
Organism: Podarcis muralis (Common wall lizard)
Lineage: Eukaryota; Metazoa; Chordata; Lepidosauria; Squamata; Lacertidae
Source: RefSeq, a predicted model, not a curated record
GGUGUGUGAAUCUUGCUAAAUAAAUAAAAUAAAAGGCAGACAUCUAUUUUGAUGAGGAAGAAAAAGGAACCAUCUGGAUUCUUGUUACCCUCACCUUUCUGCACCAGGAAGCUCUGCUUCAGUUUUUCAAAGACCAGAAAACUUAACCUGACUUCAACUACAUUGGUUAGCAGCAGCGCUUCCUUCAACGAAUUACAUUGGUUGGCCGGCUUGACUAAUAUAUACACUUCCCUUGCAGCAGCUAAGUUGUCCCAUAUCACACACAGUCUCUUGGCCUUCUUUGCUUCCAGCGGAAUGACAGAUGGCUCUAUCUAUCUUGACCUUGCUCUCCCUUCAGCUCCAACCUCUGCCAGGCUGCUUCACCCCUCACAAGGAUCAGGUGCCUCACCACAUUCUCUGGGGCGACGGACUGCUCUCUGGAUUGGAUGGGGUGGAAAUGUCAUCCUAGGGGUCACCGUGAUAGCCCUGUGUUUUCAGACAUGGAACCUCAUGGGUGAACUGGAGAAAUCCUGUGUCCCUCAGGGUGAAAUGGAAAAUAAUCUAUGCCUAGAGAAUGUGACUUCGCUGCAGCAAUUUUUCUGUAAGCCGCUUGAAAACAGCUCAGCAGAGAGUUCUGACUGCGCAGUCUGCCCUGAGAAUUGGUUCCGUCUCAACAGCAAGUGCUACUGGUUCUCCAGUGAAAAAGGAGACUGGACCGAGAGCAAAGACAACUGCAGAACAAAAGACUCUCGAUUGUUGGUGAUAAAGAAUCAAGAAGAAGUGGACUUUAUACUGCGUAAUACCCAAUAUCCACUGCUUUGGAUUGGAUUACAAGCCACACCUCCUGACUGGAAAUGGACCUGGGUGGACGGCUCCCCGUUAGAUGACAAACUGUGAGUAUCUCAUCUUACUCUGCAGAGCAGGGGUGAGGAGGACCAGAUCUUCAUCUC